This is a messenger RNA of Fukomys damarensis (Damara mole-rat), 730 nucleotides long. It is a transcript of the gene Rarres2, whose product is annotated as retinoic acid receptor responder 2. The coding region runs from base 161 to 640 and encodes 159 amino acids. Gene Ontology annotation, molecular function: signaling receptor binding. NCBI's taxonomy places the organism in Eukaryota, Metazoa, Chordata, Mammalia, Rodentia, Bathyergidae. Gene Ontology annotation, biological process: inflammatory response; regulation of lipid catabolic process. The transcript has 7 exons. The record is from RefSeq and is a predicted model, not a curated record.
GGGAGGGACAGGAAGAGGCUGACAGCCAGCCAAGGUCUCAGCGGGGAAGUCUGGAAGAGACCCCGAAGUCACAGGGAAGGAGGUGACAGCCCGGUGCCUUUUUCACUGAAGACCUCACUUUCUGCAGUGGUGACUUUCUGUGUCUUUGCAGGGCCAAAGCAUGUGGCGGCUGCUGAUCCUACUGGCCCUGUGGCUGCGCACUGAAGGUGUGGGUGGGGCUGAGCUCACCGAGGUACAGCACAGGGGCCUGCAGGUGGCCCUGGAGGAGUUCCACAAACACCCGCCUGUGCAGUGGGCCUUCCAGAAGACCAGCAUGGACAGCGCCAUGGACAUGCCCUUCCCAGCAGGUACCUUUGUAAGGCUGGAAUUCAGGCUCCAGCAGACUGGCUGUCGGAAGAAGGACUGGAAGAAACCAGAAUGUAAAGUCAAACCCAAUGGGAGGAAGAGGAAAUGCCUGGCCUGCAUCAAACUGGACCCUGAGCAUACAGUUCUGGGCCGGAUGGUCCACUGUCCCAUAGAGACACAAGGCCAGGAGCCCCAGGAACCUCAGUGCAGCAAGGUGCAGCGGGCUGGCGAGGACCCCCACAACUUCUACUUCCCUGGACAGUUUGCCUUCUCCAGGGCGCUGCCCUCUAGCUGAGCCCUGGACUGAAUCUCAGUUGGCUUCCUGGACAGUAGCAGGUAGCCCCACCCAGCCAGACGUCCAAGACCAAUAAAACUCUUCUCCAAA